CAAAGGAAAAUGGCGAAACUGAAGUGCUGUUAGAUUAGCAAAGCAAUUCCGUUUGGUGGUCGGGAAAAAUUCAUAUUGAUGUUUGCUAAUCUGAUCAGUUUUCAUUUCACUUUAGAGCUUCAUUGAACUUUGGUAUCGCUUCGGCUGUUUACAAAAGCAGUCGCCCACUCAUUUUGUUCAACAUAACCCAACCACACAAAACAGACUUGUACUUCAGUCAAAAGAACAUCGAUCAAUGUGCCAUGGUCUCUUGUCGCAUGUUAGUGACUUCAAGAUGGGGAUUUUUUCUUCAAAUUGACCAGCAAAGAAGUGUGCGGGGAGUAAGAGAAAAGGACGAUGAUUGCGUUUUUGAAAUGAAAACGACAGAUUUUGCCAAAGUCACCAUUCGCGGAGUUCAAUCCAACAUUUACGUCGCAAUGAAUGACCAAGGAAAUUUAUACACAACGGACACUCAGAACCCCUCCUGUGUAUGGAAGGAAAUUCACCAUACUGAUGGUUACAACUACUACGAGUCCGAUCAACACAACGGAUUUUUUCUGGCGCUUAAACGGAGAGGUGAUCCAAAAAAUGGCCGAAGCACUGCUCUGGGACAAGUAUCCUGCGCUUUUCUUGUAACUACCAUAACGCACGAAGCAACAUGAGCUCCUUAUGAAAAAGAAAGAGGUUUAAUUUAGCAUGGUGUAAUAGUACACUUGUAAGCCACUGGCGUCUGCUAGAUGCAUCCGGAUGAAACUAAAAGGAAAUAUAAUCCACAUAUUCAUAAGAUAUUAAUGGUUGUUCUUACAAUAAAUGUUGCGGAAGUAGGA
Molecule: messenger RNA, 806 nt
Organism: Stylophora pistillata
Lineage: Eukaryota; Metazoa; Cnidaria; Anthozoa; Scleractinia; Pocilloporidae
Product: fibroblast growth factor 7
Molecular function (GO): growth factor activity
Source: RefSeq, a predicted model, not a curated record